Molecule: messenger RNA, 962 nt
Organism: Phodopus roborovskii (desert hamster)
Lineage: Eukaryota; Metazoa; Chordata; Mammalia; Rodentia; Cricetidae
Gene: Bcl2l12
Product: BCL2 like 12
Exons: 7
Coding region: 73-840 (255 amino acids)
Biological process (GO): regulation of apoptotic process
Source: RefSeq, a predicted model, not a curated record
GGUAGAAAUUGAGUGAAAGCGCGGGAGCCAGCGCCAGCGCGACUAGAGCAGAACCCAGAACCAGCUGCUUCCAUGGCCGGCUCUGAAGAGCUGGGGCUCCGAGAGGACACCCUGAGGGUUCUGGCUGCCUUCCUGAGGCGCGGUGAAGCGGCUGGGUCCCCUGUCCCAGCUCCACCCAGGAGCCCUGCCCAAGAGGAGCCAACAGAUUUCCUGAGCCGCCUCCGAAGAUGCCUCCCUUGUCCCCUGGGGAGAGGAGCCCCUCCCCCGGAGUCCUCCCGACCCUGCUUUCUUCCCCUACGCCCCUGUUAUGGCUCUCAGCCUGGCCCAGCUACUUCAGACUUCUAUGCCCUGGUCGCCCAGCGUCUGGAACAGUUGGUCCAAGAGCAACUGAGGUCUCCGCCCAGCCCAGAGUUCCAGGGCCCUCCGUCCACAGAAAAGGAAGCCCUGCUGAGGAGGCUGGUAGCCUUGUUGGAGGAGGAGGCAGAAGUCAUCAACCAAAAGCUAGCUUCUGACCCAGCUCUGCACCGUAGACUGGCUCGCCUGUCCGCUGGCUCAUUUGCCCGCCUUGUGGAACUCUUCUCCAGCCGGGAAGUCAGCUCCUCCCCAAACCGUGCGAGCCCUUCGCUGUCGUGCCCAGCACCCCCACCGCCAUCCCCGGAACCGCUGGCCCGCCUGGCUUUGGCCAUGGAGCUGAGUCGGCGCGUGGCCGGACUCGGGGGUACCCUGGCUGGCCUCAGCGUGGAGCAUGUACACAGCUUUGCGCCCUGGAUUCAGGCCCAUGGGGGCUGGGCAGGCAUCCUGGCCAUCUCUCCUGUGGACUUGAACUUACCCUUGGACUGAGGCCCCCUCUGAAGCCACUGCAAGACCGGCCUCAGGGUCUGAUGACACACACAUUUCCUCUCAGGGCUGUGGGGUGGUGGCUGCUAUGCCGCUUUUUUUUUGCCAAAAAGAUUGUUUAGAGA